AAUGUUAAACUCGACAGACCGGGAAAUGGACAGAAUGUGAAAAUCUGGGUGAAAAUAAUGCAUGAAAACGGAGAUGUCAUCCUGGGCCACCAAAGGCUCUCAUUCACCAUAAAUGGAAGAGAUAUCAUUAAGGCCCUGGAAAUCUGUGUGCCCCUUAUGUACAUACACGAAACAGCACUGAUUCUCACCGACUCCAAAUUCUGUUCUGGGAGAGCUUCCAGUGAAGCAUCAGAAGUGAAACCAGGAUCCAGGCUCCUCCUAGAGGUUCACCUCCUGUCAGUCAGGGGAACACGUCUGGAGGUGAAGCCCAAGGCUGAGCAGCUGAAAAUGAUCAGGAAUGAACGAGAGAAAGGCAACUGCUAUUUUCAGAGCAAGAAUUAUGAGCUGGCGAUCCUUUGCUACACUUAUGCUUUAACAAUCAUAGAUGCAAACACCAAAGAUGUCCUCGACCAUGAAGAUGAGAAAAGUUUUCUUGAUGAAAAAGUGAAAUGUUACAGUAAUAUUGCAGCCUGCCACCUGAAUACCAGAAACUUAGAGGAGGCUUUUUCCUGCUGCGAUAUUGUCUUGCAACAUCAGCCUCAGCACUGCAAAGCCUUGUUCAGGAAGGGCAAGGUUCUUGAACUGCAAGAGAAGUAUUUCCUCUCAAUCAAAUUUCUUAGAAAGGCUUCACAGGUGGAGCCUGCAAAUCAGGAAAUUGAGAGGGAAAUGAAGCUUGUUUUUGAUAAAUGGGCAGAAAAAUCAGAAGGUACCAGCAAUGCUAAAACAAUGAAUGCAUGUCCACUGUUCCUGGUUGAAGAUAGUAAGGUUGAAAACACAAAGAAUCAUUCUGAAAUACAGGAAAAGCCAGAAGAAUGCCAAGAGAUUUAAACCUUUCAGAGACUGAUUUAGAUUCUGAGAAAUAUUCUGAUGCACGCAUUAGGAGAUACAUCUACUCCCCUUAAUGGUAUUACUGUGUCCAGACUGAGAAAACUAGAAAUUCCUGUAAACACUAUUAGUGGAUGAAUGCUUAACAUGUUUGUGUGAUAUACCUCUGUCCGUUCCUACAAUUUGAUUUUAACUUGUUCAAUACCCCAAUUAAAAUAAUGGACAAAGGAAUGUCUUACAAAUUCCCAGUUUGUGCACUAACGUGGCCAUCAGCAAUACCUAGCCUACAAUUUACAAAGAAGAGCAAUGAUUAACAUGUUACAUAAAUUCACUGACCUGAAUCUACACCUGGAGUUAGUUGCUAGGCUAAACAACAUAUUCUUUGAUUGAACAUCUACCUAUACAUGGAUUGAAUAUUUUACCUUGUAGAUCAAACACCUUGCUUCUGCACUAAAUAUCUUAUCGAAAGAGAGAAAGAGAGAGAGAGAGAGAGAGAGAGAGUGAGAGAGAAAGAAAGAAAGAGAGAAGGGGCACAGACCAGAAUAAAAAUUAAUGUUCGUACUGAAGAGGUUAUUUAUUUUAUGAAGUGGAAAAAUAUCUAUAGCUGCAUAGUUGGUUCAGCUAUGCAGCAUUCUCAAUGUAAUUUCUUUCCAUCUACUAUUCACAAUGCAACUCCAUGCCAUUUAUUCAAUCAUUCCUAUGUAAUGCCAGUUGUUUAAUCAUCUCUAUGUAUUUAGUUAUUCAGUCAUCUCUAUUGAACUGUCAGGUAUCCACUAUCCUCAGUGCAGCAUUUAGGCAAAACCAUUUAAAAAGGUUGGGCUAAUUUUUAAAAAGUACGUUUUUUUCCUUUAAUCUAUGUUCACACCAAUUUCUUUAGAAGCAUUUUAUGUUUGUCUACCAAUCAACUUUUGUUACCAAAGGCAUAUUUUAUUUUAUACUUUAAUUAGGUUCAUUGAAUGACGCUUAAGCACUAUCAAUGU
Messenger RNA from Carcharodon carcharias (great white shark), 1844 nucleotides. Its product is annotated as peptidyl-prolyl cis-trans isomerase FKBP8-like. Bases 58 to 867 code for a protein of 269 amino acids. Gene Ontology annotation, molecular function: protein binding; peptidyl-prolyl cis-trans isomerase activity. The transcript is spliced from 8 exons. The record is from RefSeq and is a predicted model, not a curated record. Lineage: Eukaryota; Metazoa; Chordata; Chondrichthyes; Lamniformes; Lamnidae.